This is a messenger RNA of Hypoxylon trugodes, 2374 nucleotides long. Its product is annotated as heterokaryon incompatibility protein-domain-containing protein. The record is from RefSeq and is a predicted model, not a curated record. Bases 132 to 2177 code for a protein of 681 amino acids. Lineage: Eukaryota; Fungi; Ascomycota; Sordariomycetes; Xylariales; Hypoxylaceae. The transcript has 2 exons.
CUUCACGCAUACACGUAGAAGGGACACGCAAUGGUGGAGGGCCUCAAAAUGAAGGGGUCCUUGACUCCCCCGCGCGCUGACCAACCCUCACCCGAUUAUGUUUUCUCCAUUACUCUCCACACAAUAUAAAGAUGGAACAACAGAGCUUGCCAACCUCCGAAGACAGAGACAUCCCAUCUGGACUGCCAAGUAUCCCGGUGAUUUCCGUAGUACGUACAAACUUUCAGGGUCCUCGCUGUGACGUUUGUGACUGGAAUGGGGAUCCCCUACAAAUAUUUAGCGAAACAAACGACGGAAUCACAUUCAAGAGGCUUUUGGAGUCUAAUGAAGAGAACUGCGCCCGUUGUAAAAUAUUGAUCCUGGCCCUCAAGGUCCUCAGUAUUCGUUUUGCUGGGGCACCCCCAGGUCAAGACGCUUAUAUAAAGAUCUGGUCAAACGGCUGGGUUCGUUUUGGGAGGGUGGAUGGGGACUGGGCUGCGGUAGAAAUAUAUUUAGCCACUUUAACAGGACACAGUGAGAUUAAAUUUAAUCCUAGUGUUCCAAACCAGCAACCAUCACAUUGCGGUUCCUUAACAGACGGCUCCCUCACUUGGACGAAGAACCAAAUUGAGUCACAUCGAGAUUGCUGGGAGGCUCAUAAGUCUGGAUCCUUCGUUCCGACGCGACUCGUCAAUCUUAGCACCCCUGGCUUCGAUAAGGAUGUGUUCCUCGACGAGAACGUACCUAGUGGUUCGCGGUAUGUUGCACUAAGUUAUUGUUGGGGACAAUAUGAACCUCUAUGUCAAACGACACGUUCGACGGUUAACGAACGCAAGAAGCGUAUACCGUGGUCCACGUUGCCUAAAACUCUCCAGGAUGCGAUUGAAUUUACUCGUCGAUUAGGAAUCCAAUACUUCUGGGCUGAUUGUAUUUGUAUUCUACAAGGCGAUAAAGAAGAUUGGGAGCGAGAGGCUGGACGGAUGUUUUACGUCUAUAGGAAUUCUUAUGUGACUCUAGCAGCUAUGUGGGGGAAAGACGGCAACACUGGACUUUUCUCAACAUCAAUAUCAGAUGACUUCGAUCCGACAUUCAUUGCUGAACUACGACUGGAAAACCGACGUUGCCUCCUUUAUACACGACGAGCUCAUGAGAAGUAUUUCUCGAUGUACCGUCGCGCAGGUAAAGAGCAACCUCUAUUAACCCGAGCGUGGGCCUACCAAGAGCGUAUAAUAUCAACGAGGGUUGUAUACUUCGCUGGUUACGAGCUAGCUUUCGAAUGUUUCUGUGAUGCUAUUUGCGAAUGCGGCCAUCUCCAGCAUCAACCAACUAGAAACGAAAGCCAUAAGAGAGAUAUCUUCCAAAGUGUACUGAAACAUGCUAAUGAAUCAAUCAACAUUGAGCGGCAGAGCAAUGAAGUUAUUCAGAAUCAGCGGGGACCUUUGUCUCUCCAAGACUCGAAUGACAAGGAUAUUGACGUUUUAUGGAGAGACACGGUUGAACAAUAUUGUCAACUAGCAUUGAGCAACCCUGAUGAUAAACUUCCUGCCAUUGGGGCCAUAGCCGAGCAAUUUCAUGCAGUCCGUCAAGGGGAGAGCUAUUUGGCUGGCUUAUGGACCGGGUCGUUUCAUCGAGACCUCCUAUGGAGGGUUUCGUAUAACUACAACGCUAGUGCCCAACUCCCAAAACCAACAAAUAUGCCAUCAUGGUCUUGGGCCUCUGGAGAUUUUGGGUGGGUUUCAUAUCCUUACCUUAUUGAUAUGGAAACUACUUCUGAAGUCAUAGAGGCGACUUGUCAUUAUGUGAAUAACAAUCCAUAUGGAGUUCUGGAGCGAAGCAAUCUGGUGCUACGAGGCCGGCUGCUUUGUUGCUGGCUCUUUCAAUAUACACCUAAGCUCCGCGGUCCUAGAUAUUCAUUACGUCACUGGUACACGGGAAUAAAGAUUCUAUCGGGGGAUUCAAUCAUAUUAGACGUUCCUAAUUACGCGAGGUGGGCUUGCCCAAGGAUAGUAUAUUUACUUGAGAUCGCGGAGCAUGCAAGUCUCAAGGACACCCAGAAUCUUAGGUGUCAUGGGUGUUUAAUAUUACGCCGCGAAGGUUGGUGGGGACACACUUUUUCAAGACUGGGUACGGCAGACGUCGACCUGCCUAACACGAUCUUUAAGAUGUGUAGUGCGAUAAAGACGGUUAAUUUGAUCUGAUUCUAGCGGAAUGGAGUCUUGGAUGUAUAUACCCCUAAGUCAAAUAAUACAGGGUCUAAUAGCAACGUAGGGCUGCAAAUCUAGCGCCUUAGGUACCUGGUACGGUACCCAAGUAGCCUAGCCCCACUGCUCCAAACCGCUGGAAACGCUUAUUUUAAAGCCCAUAGCCGUAUCGAUAGGCAAUCCCGCCUUCUAAA